This is a messenger RNA of Colletotrichum spaethianum, 528 nucleotides long. RefSeq lists its product as uncharacterized. The record is from RefSeq and is a predicted model, not a curated record. The transcript has a single exon. Lineage: Eukaryota; Fungi; Ascomycota; Sordariomycetes; Glomerellales; Glomerellaceae. The coding region runs from base 1 to 528 and encodes 175 amino acids.
AUGAAGUUCACAACCAGCAUCUUCAUCGCCGUCCUCGGCCUCGCCUCUGGCGGCAACGCCGCCCCGGCACCCAUCCCCAAGAAUAUGGUGCCCGUCCCCUUCCCCGAGGACCUCAACGCCACAUCCACCCUCUCCGUCCGCGCCCCAGUCCCAAACACGGACGAAAAGGACGCGGAAAGGAUCCCCUUCACCCAGCACGACCACAAGGCCAUCUGCCAGCACCGCGCGCUCCCCCUGGACGUCGCCCACACCUACUCGGUCAUGACCAACCCCGGCCUCGAGUCCGUCCCGGACAUCGCCAAGACGUGCGGCGACCUAUGGAGCAGCCUGCGCCGCCACUCGGGCUGCGCCGCGUCCUCGGGGGCGACGUGCCGCGAGCACGACGACAUGAAGGGCGUCCUCGUGUGGCACUUCACCGCCUCGUCGUUUUGCAACGUUGGCAUGGUCGGCUCCGCGUGGUGGGAGGCGACGCACAACGAGUUUGGCCAGCUCGCCUGCGCCAACGUCAACGAGCUGUCCUUCUCGUAG